Messenger RNA from Mycotypha africana, 438 nucleotides. RefSeq lists its product as uncharacterized. NCBI's taxonomy places the organism in Eukaryota, Fungi, Mucoromycota, Mucoromycetes, Mucorales, Mycotyphaceae. The record is from RefSeq and is a predicted model, not a curated record. The transcript has 6 exons. The coding region runs from base 1 to 438 and encodes 145 amino acids.
AUGGCGUAUGAGAGUAGGCCAUGGGCAGCAAGUCAUUUCGAUCGUAUAAGCAGCAGAGUGUUUACGGCAACAGCAGUAAUGGCAGCACUUUUUUGCCCAAUUUUUACGAUCAAGAAUGCAAGCAUAAAUCUCUGUGAUGUAAUCAAAUGGUACUGGUUUUUCUUUGGAAGUUUAGAUGGCUACAGAGGCGAAUUAGUAAACAGGAUGCAUUUUCAUAGUCUGCUCACGAAGAUGAAGACCGUGUACCAAAAUAGCACUGACGCUCCACUAUCUAACCAUUACCCAUUAUACCACCAUUCGACAAAGAAUGCCCUAUGUCUUCUUGCUGUUAUUUCCUUUUUUAUCAGUUUUAUUGCCUUUAGUGGACCGUGUUAUAUCCAAGAUACAACUAUACGUCUUAGACUACAGAACGACUUCAGUACCUGCUUGACAAUCUGA